Molecule: messenger RNA, 1138 nt
Organism: Lemur catta (Ring-tailed lemur)
Lineage: Eukaryota; Metazoa; Chordata; Mammalia; Primates; Lemuridae
Gene: ICAM2
Product: intercellular adhesion molecule 2
Exons: 5
Coding region: 17-988 (323 amino acids)
Biological process (GO): cell-cell adhesion
Cellular component (GO): membrane
Molecular function (GO): integrin binding
Source: RefSeq, a predicted model, not a curated record
GAGGCCUGGAUGACAGAUGCUAAACCAGCGGCAGCUGCGACAAACGGGCCUCAUCACCGCUGUCCUGCCCGCAGCUGCCGCCCUGGAGCCGCCCCGUCCGAGCCCACGGGGGCAGCCCUCGGCCACUUCCCAGGGCCCGCGGACAACGCCAGAGAUGGCCCCUUUUGGUUGCUGGGGCCUGCCCGCCACCCUCCUCGCCCUGCUCUGCUGCCCAGGGGCUGGUGAGGCGUUUGAGAUAUACAUAAGGCCGGAGACGCUGUUGGUUGAGCCCGAAGAGUACCGGGAAAUCAACUGCAGCACCAACUGUGACCAGCCUGAAAGGGGUGGUCUGGAGACCUCCCUAAAUAAGACUCUACUGGCCCAAGGACCUCAGUGGAAGUCCUACUUGGUCUCAAACAUCUCCCAGAACAUGGUCCUGCACUGCUACUUCAGCUGCUCCGGGAACCUGCAGCAUGAAGUUCUCAACAUCACCGUGUACAAGCCUCCAAAGCAGGUCACGCUGAAGCUGCAGCCCAGCUGGGUGGCCGUGGGCAAGCCCUUCACCAUGGAGUGCACGGUGCCUGCCGUGGAGCCGCUUGAGAGCCUCACCCUCUCCCUGCUCCGUGGCAAUGAGACCUUGCACACCCAGACCUUUGGGAGGGAAAAUCCUGCUCCCCAGGAGGCCAUAGCCACAUUCAACAGCACAGCCCACAGGGAGGACAAACACUACAACUUCUCCUGCCUGGCUAAGCUGGACCUGGAGUCUCGCGGUGGCAGCGUCUUUAGCAGCAUCUCAGAUCCCCAGAUGCUCAAGGUCUACGAGCCCAUGCAGGACAGCCAGAUGCCCGUCAUCAUUGCAGCUGUGUCGGUACUGCUGUUCCUGUUUGUGGCGUCCAUCCUGCUCUGCUUUGCCUUCAGCCAGCGCUGGCGGCAGAGGCGGACUGGCACCUACGGGGUUCACGCUUCCUGGGUGAGGCUGCAACGGGCCUUCCGGGCACAGCCUGCAUGAGUGGCGUGGCCACCGCCAUGGUGGUCACUGGAACUCAGAGUGGCACCUCGGGCUUGUGGUCCAGCCCCGCCUGAAGGACUAUGACAAGCAGCAGAGGACUCUGGGGACGCUUCCUUUUCUAGCCUGAACACAACAAACACCUGGACUUAA